Molecule: messenger RNA, 2090 nt
Organism: Triticum urartu
Lineage: Eukaryota; Viridiplantae; Streptophyta; Magnoliopsida; Poales; Poaceae
Product: Transducin/WD40 repeat-like superfamily protein
Molecular function (GO): protein binding
Source: RefSeq, a predicted model, not a curated record
UCCAGACAAGAACCAGGUGUCCACCCUUCCCGGCGACAACAACGCGCCGCACACCGUACUCCUGUUCCGCGCCACCGCCGUCCAUCCCCCGCCGCCUCUCAAGCUGACUCCAAACACCACGCCGGCGACAUGCCGCCCAAAGAGCUGCCUGGGUUCUACUACGACCCGGACAAGAACCGCUACUUUCCCACCAAGGGCCGCAUCCCCGGCGCCGCCAACCGCCCUCCUCGCCCUCCGCCGCCGCCCGCUGAGCCCUCGCCUCCUCCCACAGAACGCAGGAAAAGGACGAGGCAGUCCGAGCUGCUGCAUGCCAGAGAGAUGUACGGCGGUGGUGUGAUAUUCUCCAAGAACAACAAGUCCACCUUCAAGCAGCAGUGCCAGUACACACAGGCGUCGCAGCCCAUGGUUUGGAAGUACCAAGGCACAACCUUAGUGGCUGAUAAGGCACUGGAGGAACUGCACGCCAUGGUUCAGACACCGAGUGGGCUGCGUGAGUCCAAGCUAUUAGCGACCGGCAGCACGAAUGGUUCAAUCAGAUUAUUUGGGUUGGGAACUGCUCUAGAGAAUUUUGAGGAUGAGAUGGAGUUUUUACCUCAGCCUGUUUGGACUCCCUUGGGAAAGCAGAAAGCAGCAGUGAAUUCUCCACUUGCAAAUAUCUGGUCAUCUGAAACAGCUUUCUCAAACUUCUCAUCCAGUAUAUCUUGCAUAAAAAAGUUUGGGCACAACUUCCAUGAUGCAGCCAGCGCCAACUCAUCGGUUCAGCGAGCAUUGGUGGCUACUCUUGGAUCUGGAGGAUCCGGUGGUUCUGUUUAUAUUAUGGAUAUGUCAACUAUCGACUCUGCAACGGUUUCACGGAAUGCCCAUGAAAGAAUUGAAAGAGUUGCUUCAUUUGAUCGUACAGUAUGGACUGCUGAUUGUAAUUCUGAUGGCACACAAGUAGUUCUAGGUACAAACACUGGCGCUGGUUUGCUUAAUUUGGAGACGGGGACAUUAUCAUGGCUGUAUCGUUGUAAAAGUGACAUUCUCUCCCAGCAAUUUGUGCACUCGGGAAAUGUGGUGCUAUGUGGACUACGGAAUGGGAGCAUAGUCCCUGUUGAUGUGCGGGAAAGGCACAGUAAUCAACCUACUGGUCGAUCUUCACCUAGCACUGCUAGGGGGACAGUUCCCAUGCUGUCUGCAAGGCAUAAUGCCAGAGGGAGAAACCAGGCUGAUAAGGCAAAAUCAUCUAGGGUUAUCUCUAUGCCUUCAGCAGUUUGCAGCCUGGUUUCUCUGUCAUCGGAUGAACACUACUUCUUAGGGAGUUCCAUGGAUGGAUCGAUCAAGCUAUUUGAUCUCCGUCUCAUUCAGAAGGGGGCUAUACAGUCUUAUGCAGGGCAUGUGAAUUCACACAAUAAUUUACCACUUGUUGUUGAUCCAUCUGAAACCCUACUUAUGUCAGGUGGGGAGGACUGUACCGUCCGUAUUUGGAGCAUCAAAACAGGCGAGCAAAUAUUUGCGAAGAGCGUGGCUGACACUCUCUUCACUGCACUUUGCUGGCCAGAAAGCAACCUUGACUUGGAUGGUUCUUCUUCGCUGUUUGAUCUAAACCACAGUUGGGGGGCUUGGAUGGGAUCACGUGAUGGCCUGUUCUACAUGCAUGGUACUUAAACUGGCUGUGCACUGAUACAAACUCUGGAGCGGACGGAUGCAAUUACUGCUUUUUCUUCGGGAAGAUGCAUCGAAGACGAUUGAUCCUGUUGGUUGGUUCACCGAAAAGUGUGCUCAAGCUGGUGUCGCUGGAGGGAUCUCAGCGGUCGUAGUUGAUCCUGUUGGUUCUGGAAGCGAGGGUUAGUUAUAUGGGAUCUGCUCCUCUUAGAGUAAUAGUGAUGAUGAUCAUGUUGUUUCUCUUAGUGAUAGGUAAGUCACCUGUCUAGUUUGGUAUCUGAGUUACCUUAGGAAAGCAGACAAUAUUGUAUCAUAUGCUUUUUUAGCAUCGCUAGUUAGUCAGCAAUGUGAUAUUUUCUGCAAUAUUAGCAAACAUACAUAUUUCUGAACUCUGUUUGUAUUCUAGCAUCAUAUAUUCAUAAUAGCAAACACUGCUUCGGAGGUAU